GCCAAGCAAUAUGGCGUUGUCCCCGCGUCUGGUCACACUGCUGGCAUAGUUUUUUUCGCACAACUCAUUAUUGUCGAGAAAAUCCACGUUUUGGGCCAAAAUGACCACAAUCGCGGACUUAUUCACUAAGUAUAAUUGCACAAAUUGCCAGGACGAUAUUCAGGGCAUUCGGGUGCACUGUGCGGAGUGCGAAAACUUCGAUUUGUGUCUGCAAUGCUUUGCUGCUGGAGCAGAGAUCGGCGCCCAUCAAAACAGCCAUGCAUACCAGUUCAUGGACACGGGCACCUCCAUAUUGAGUGUGUUCCGUGGCAAAGGAGCAUGGACGGCCCGUGAGGAGAUUCGCCUGCUUGACGCCAUCGAGCAGUACGGCUUCGGAAACUGGGAGGACAUCAGCAAGCACAUCGAGACCAAGUCGGCGGAGGACGCCAAGGAGGAGUAUGUGAAUAAAUUUGUGAACGGCACGAUUGGAAGGGCCACCUGGACGCCGGCGCAAAGUCAAAGACCCCGCCUUAUCGAUCACACGGGAGACGACGAUGCCGGUCCCCUGGGCUCCACUGCCCUGUCCACGUUGCCUCCGUUGGACAUCAACUCCGACGAGGCCAUGCAGCUGGGCUACAUGCCCAACAGGGACAGCUUCGAGCGGGAAUACGACCCCACGGCCGAGCAACUGAUCUCCAACAUCUCGCUGAGCUCCGAGGACACGGAGGUGGACGUGAUGCUCAAGCUGGCCCACGUUGACAUAUACACCCGCCGACUUAGAGAGCGAGCUCGCAGGAAACGGAUGGUCAGGGACUACCAGUUGGUCUCGAACUUCUUCCGCAACCGGAACUACGCUCUGCACCAAGGACUCACCAAAGAGCAACGCGAAUUCCGCGACAGAUUCCGGGUCUACGCCCAGUUCUACACCUGCAACGAGUACGAGCGGCUAAUGGGGUCACUGGAGCGCGAGAAGGAGCUGCGCAUCCGGCAGGCGGAGCUGUAUCGUUAUCGCUACAACGGCCUGACCAAGAUCGCGGACUGCGCCCACUUUGAGCAGCAUGCGGCAAGUGCGACCCACCGCUCCUCAGGACCGUAUGGCCACGGCAAGACCGACCACACGCAACCCUCCAAUGGAAGUCAUCGGGCGCCAAGCUCUUCCUUGCACUCCCCACAACUGAAUCUCAGAAAGGUCGAAAUGUCAAGCGGCGUCGAGGCAAAUUCAAGUUCAAUCGCACCAAGAAACACGCUCCACAUCGCCGACCCGACCUGCUCCGGCGCAUUAUUGCCCAGCAGAAACUACUUGGAUAGCUGUCGGGGAUCGUCGGCAGCUACGAUGCUGCAGACGACGGGGAUGGGAAUGGGGAUAACAGUGGACUCGGGAGCGACGACGGGAGCGAUUUCCACGGCUACGACGAUGGCGAAUCUGCCCACGAACUCGGCGAAGGGAAACCAACAACAUCUGCAGCCGCUGCAGCAGCAUCCUCAGCUCCUGCAAGGCGGCCACCACAAAAUGCAAAGCGAGGCCGCCGGCGGAGGCAGUGAGCAGAAGCCCAGCAUGAGCCUUAAGUUGCGGACCCAGCUGGAGGAGCUGAAGCACUUGCCCCAACCGCUGGGCAGCGACCUCCUCAGCCACAACGAGCUAGAUCUAUGUAAGAAGCACAACAUCACGCCAACCACAUACCUCUCAGUGAAGACUGUCUGCCUGAGCGGAGCACCAUCGCUGGGCAGUCCCAUGGAGACUUCGCUACGCAAGUUCUUCAUCAAGUGCGGCUGGCUGAGCCACUGAUGGAAGCACUUCAACUUUCCCGCGCCCCUUCGAUUAAGAGCUACAUGCAUUUCUCGAUCUAAGGACUUCACUUUAUUUUAUUAUCGUUAGCAUAAGUUAAAGACAUUUUUAUACUGUUCAACUUUCGUUGCCAUUUUCUUCGGGGUAAAAACUACAGAAAACAGAAAAUCAAUUUACUUGUAUCAAGUCAAGCUCAAUUAGAUAAAGUUUUGUUCCUUUGUGUGAGAUGUUAGGCUUCAGAUAUUCUGUAUUAACUAAACUUAAGUAGGUGACCCAACCAAUUGAAAUUGUAUGAUAUGAAGUGUAAAUGAAGUAAUAAAUGUAAUAGCGAAUGUGCAACAAGGACGCCGACUUGUGUCUCGGAACUCACAGCUGCCAAGGAAACCGCUCGGGACUAAACCCCACUAGGAUACACUUGUGAGAUGUACAAUUUAAUGCAAAUAAAGAUAAUUAGUAACCCUCUAAAA
Drosophila subpulchrella is the source of this 2232-nucleotide messenger RNA. RefSeq names its product transcriptional adapter 2B (gene Ada2b). Gene Ontology annotation, cellular component: SAGA-type complex; nucleus. NCBI's taxonomy places the organism in Eukaryota, Metazoa, Arthropoda, Insecta, Diptera, Drosophilidae. Bases 101 to 1765 code for a protein of 554 amino acids. The transcript is spliced from 4 exons. Gene Ontology annotation, biological process: chromatin remodeling; regulation of transcription by RNA polymerase II. Gene Ontology annotation, molecular function: chromatin binding; transcription coactivator activity; zinc ion binding. The record is from RefSeq and is a predicted model, not a curated record.